Messenger RNA from Colletotrichum costaricense, 837 nucleotides. Its product is annotated as tannase and feruloyl esterase. The record is from RefSeq and is a predicted model, not a curated record. The coding region runs from base 1 to 837 and encodes 278 amino acids. The transcript has 2 exons. Lineage: Eukaryota; Fungi; Ascomycota; Sordariomycetes; Glomerellales; Glomerellaceae.
AUGGAUGAGAAGGGCGUCUACCCUCGACCUUGCGAGUUCGAAGCCAUCACUGCUGCGGCUAUGAAAGCAUGCGACGGGCUUGACGGCGUCGAGGAUGAGAUCAUUUCUAUGCCCUCUCGGUGCUUCUUUGAUGCUAGUACUCUCGUCGGCCAUGCUUCUGACUGCGGAGGGAAAGACGCGUUGUUCACUCCCGAAGCAGCAGAGGCGGCAAAUGCUGCUUGGAAUGGGCCGCGAAGCUUGACCGGCGAGUUUCAAUUUUCAAUGUUUGGUGCUCUCCAUACGUCGUGUGAUGGCGAAGGAGAGAAAUGCGCGCCGGUCAGGUUGUCCAUCGCCGAGGCGUACGCACGAUACUUUGUCGCCAAGAACGCCGACCUUGACCUUCAAGCCCUUGGUCACAGUCAGUGGGAUGAUCUUUUCGUCGCGUCACGGAACGAGUACGAAUCAAUCACCGGCACUUCCGAUCCCGACCUGAGCAGGUUCCGCAAGGCUGGAGGGAAGCUACUCAGCUGGCAUGGGAUGGCGGACCAGAUUAUCCCAGUCAACGGUACUGUCAAUUACACGGACAAAGUCCUCAAGAAGGAUCCCAAAGCCCACGACUACUUUCGCAUGUUUCUCGCUCCGGGCGCUGAUCAUAGUAUCUCAAAUGGCCUUGCUCCGCGUAACACGCUGUCGGCGCUGGUUGAAUGGGUUGAGAAGGGAAUUGCACCGGUCACGUUGCGGGUUGAGGGGCUCAACGCUUACGGCAAGCCUAUGACGAGAGACAUCUGCAUGUACCCGCAAGUUCAGCAUUACGUUGGUGGCGACCCAGCAUGGCCAUCAUCAUUUGCUUGCGUUUGA